Dibothriocephalus latus is the source of this 345-nucleotide messenger RNA. NCBI's taxonomy places the organism in Eukaryota, Metazoa, Platyhelminthes, Cestoda, Diphyllobothriidea, Diphyllobothriidae. The record is from the annotation of a GenBank genome assembly.
AUUAUAAAAAGUGCCCACAACCAGCCCGUGGAAAUUGAAGAAAAAAUAUCGUACGCCGACUUAGUCACAAUCACAGAUAAGCAGGUUGAAAGUCUUUUAAAAUCACGAAUCCUAGAGAAAUAUCCUGAUCACAAGCAAGCACAAACCUCCGUUGUAUAUAACCCUAUUACUGAACAAAUGUUUCAUGCGGAACGGGGAAAGGGCGCCUUCUUAAAUGUGUUUAUCCUUUUGCCAGAAUUGCACAACGCUUUGAUCCUUACUGACUGGGGUGGCGACCGGAACGCUGCCAACUUGGAUACAAAAUGCGCCAAUAUACGCCGCCUCAUAUCGGAUGUUCGGGGGUAG